Dissoconium aciculare CBS 342.82 is the source of this 354-nucleotide messenger RNA. Its product is annotated as DUF1715-domain-containing protein. The record is from RefSeq and is a predicted model, not a curated record. Lineage: Eukaryota; Fungi; Ascomycota; Dothideomycetes; Mycosphaerellales; Dissoconiaceae. The annotation marks the transcript as partial. The transcript has a single exon.
UUCGAUUCCAUUCUCGAUCUCGAAGAACAAUUCUACAGCGAAGGCUAUAAUCUGGGUGUGGCAGAUGGCGCUCGGACUGGGCGCAUCGAGGGGCGUAUCUUUGGUCUUGAAAAAGGGUUUGAGAAAUUCCUCGAAGCUGGAAGACUUCAUGGACGCGCUAUAAUCUGGCAGGAUGAGGCUCGAACAAAUGGCAACGAAAGAUUCAUCAAGCACGUGGAGCGCAUGGCCACGUUGGUGAAUCCUGAAGACUACAUUACAGCGAAUACCGAGGAAGCGGUCAACGAUGUAGAGGAGCGAAUCAAGGAUGCCAAAGGCAAAGAGCGUAUUAUCAAAAGAAUUUUGGGAGAGAAUGAC